AUGGCCUCGAAGCCGCAGCUGGAGCUGGAGCAGCGGCAGCAGCAGGCGCCGGAAGACGCGCCGCCGCGCGCCGACCCCGUCCGGGGCCUCGUCGGCGAUGAGCUCCUCGACAACGACGACGACGCCGUGCCGGAAACGACGCGGCGCGAAGUCUGGGCCUGGUACGCCUACUACGUGGGCGCCAACGGCCUCGCGCUCUUCAAUUACGGCCCGACGGCGUUCCAGAGCCUCCUUCAGCAAGCCGCCGACGCCGACACCAACACGUCGUCGCCUGGCCUCCUCCCCUUCGCCGGCCGCGAGCGCGACGUCAACUCCAUCCUGCUCAUCGCCAACGGCGUCUCCUUUGCGUCGCAGGCGGCCCUCUUCCUGCUCAUCGGCGCGUAUGCCGACUUCGGCCCGUCGCCCGUGCGCCGCGCCAUCCUGCUCGCAUGGUCGCUCGUCGGCUGGGCCGUGGGCUUCGCGUGGCUCGCCGUGCGCGACCCGAGUCAGUGGCGCGCCGCGACUGGGCUCUACAUUCUUGGGCUCAUCGCGUACCAGCUGACGCUCACGUACUGGACGGCUGCGUUCCCGGAGCUCGCGCGCAAUGCGCCGGGCAUGCGUGAGGCGAGGAGGGAGGCCGCGCAAACGGGGCUCGUCGAGGGAUUGUUGCGCCGGGACGAGCUGGAGCGCAGUCGCCUCAGCAAUGUUGCCUUCUGGGCGCAAUCCGUCGGCGAGCUGGGCAUCCUUGCCAUCAUCGUCGGCAUCUUGUUUGGGCUGGGCUACUCCAACUCUGCAGACGUCGGCCCCGCCGCCAACAGCCGCGGGUUGAGCAUUGUUAUUGCCUUCACGGCUGGCUGCUGGCUUGUCCUCUCCGCGGGCUGGUUCCUGCUCGAGAAGCGCCGACCGGGUCGUGCCAUCCCCGCGGGACGCGGGCCUCUGACCGUCGGGCUGUGGCAGCUCCGCGAGGCCGCGGUGCUGAUAUGGCGGCUGCGACAGAGUCUCAUCUUCCUCGCCGGCUACUUUUUGCUCGGCGACAGUCUCAACACUACCGUCACUGUCAUCGCGACGCUGCAGAACCAAAUUGUCAGCUACAGCACCCUCACGCUCACGUACCUGCUCAUCGUCGGCAUCGCCGCCCAGGCCGCGGGCAUCGGCGCCUUCUGGCUGAUCCAGCGCCGCUUUCGCCUCGGCCCCAAGGCCAUGUUCUGCGCCGUCAUGGUCGGCAUCGUGCUUCUUGACGCGUGGGGUAUGGUCGGCAACUGGACCGACCGCUUCGGCUUCCGCAACCCCUGGGAGGUGUGGGCGUACCAGGCCUUCUACGGCCUCUUCGUCUGUCCCUGGUACAGCUACUCGCAGAUCAUGAUCAGCUCCGUCACGCCGCCGGGCCACGAGUUCCUCUUCUUCUCCGUCUUCAACGUCAUCGGCAAGGCCUCGAGCUUCAUCGGGCCGCUCAUCAGCAGCGCCAUCAUCGACGCCUCACCGGGCGGCAACAACAACAGCGCUCCCUUUUACUUCCUCUUCGCGCUCAGCCUGGUCAGCGCCGUGGCUAUCUGGAUCUUUGUCGACCUGGACAAGAGCGCCAAGGAGCAGGCCGACUUUCUGGCCCAGGAGAAGAAGCGCCUUGCCGUUAGCAGCGACGACGAUGAGGCAUCCGGUGUCAAGCUGGGGGAGCCUGAUGCCGUGCGGUAG
Molecule: messenger RNA, 1668 nt
Organism: Purpureocillium lilacinum
Lineage: Eukaryota; Fungi; Ascomycota; Sordariomycetes; Hypocreales; Ophiocordycipitaceae
Source: RefSeq, a predicted model, not a curated record